UGUGACACUGCUCUCUGGCCGGCGGAUAGACAGAUAGAUGGGUGGGUUCCCUAAAUGGAAAGUAUGAGUCCCACCCACACCACUUAAAUACAGUCAAUACUGCGACUGGUCGAAGGAAUAAGUCACGGCGUCUGAGAGAAGAGAGAAAGCAGCCUGAACCAUGAGCUACCCUGGAUACCCCCCUCAGGCAGGCGGAUACCCUCCACAGCCUGGUGCUUACCCUCCACAACCUGGUGCUUACCCACCUCAGCCUGGAGCUUACCCUCCCCAGGCUGGAGGCUACCCUCCACAACCUGGUGGCUUUCCCCCACAGACUGGUGGCUUUCCACCACAGGCUGGUGGCUUUCCUCCACAGGCAGGAGGCUAUCCACCACAGGCAGGAGGCUAUCCACAGGCACCACCAGCAGGCAGCUGGGGAGGUGGCCCUACUGGUGGAUAUCCCUCCAUUGGUCUCGACAGCAUGUCUAACCCUGGAUACAACGCCGGCAUGGCCAGUCAGACCUCUGCAGGCAUGGGGGGUUUUACUCCAAACCCAUCCAUGUACGCCCAAGCUCCUGGGGGAUACCCGUCUCCCCCUCAGCCUAGCGGGUAUGGUGCCCCCUUCCCUAACCAACAGUCAUAUGGCCUGUACCCACAGCCAGGAGGGACCAUGCCCCAAAACCAAGGCCCAGGGAUGGGAUACCCUGGUCAGCCUGGCCAGCCAAUGCCUGGAUACCCCCGUGCACCAUCACCCAACCCACCCAUGGCUGGUUAUGGAGGAGCACCAGCACACAACCCAGCCAUGGCUGGUUAUGGAGGAGCACCAGCACCCAACCCAGCCAUGGCUGGUUAUGGAGGAGCACCAGCACCGAUGCCAGGGUACCCAAAGGUCCCUUCACCAAAUCCAUCCUACGGUGGAGGAGCCAUGCCAGUAGCUCCACCUGUCAAUAGAGGAUUCAGGGGAACAAUCAGGGACUUUCCUGGAGCUGACCCACUCAAAGAUGUGGAGGUCCUGAGGAAGGCCAUGAAGGGCUUUGGAACUGAUGAGCAAGCCAUCAUCGACUUACUGGGGAGUCGGUCCAACAAGCAGCGCGUGCCUUUGCUCAGAGCUUACAAAACGUCCUAUGGGAAGGAUCUGAUUAAGGACCUGCAUUCAGAACUGUCUGGAGACUUUAGGAAACUGGUCAUGGCCACUUUGAAGACCCCAGCUGAGUUUGAUGCCUCUGAGCUCCACAGUGCCAUAAAGGGAGCCGGAACUGAUGAAGCCUGCCUGAUAGAGAUCCUGUCUUCCCGCUCCAAUGCUGAAAUCAAGGAGAUAAACCGUAUUUACAAACAAGAAAACAAAAAGUCACUGGAGGAUGCCAUCAGUGGGGAUACCUCAGGCCACUUCCGCAGGCUCCUGAUCUCCCUCGCCCAGGGCAGUCGUGACGAGAGACAAACCGUUGACAUCUCUCUGGCUAAACAAGAUGCUCAGGCCCUGUAUGCUGCUGGAGAAAACAAGCUAGGGACAGAUGAGUCCAAGUUCAAUGCUAUUUUGUGUGCCAGGAGCAAACCUCAUCUCAGAGCAGUGUUUCUUGAGUACCAGCAGAUGUGUGGCAGAGAUAUUGAGAAGAGCAUCAGCAGGGAGAUGUCCGGAGACCUGGAGAGUGGCAUGCUGGCAGUGGUGAAGUGUAUUAAGAACACACCUGCCUACUUUGCUGAGAGGCUUUACAAAUCCAUGAAGGGAGCUGGGACCAAAGACAAAACCCUGAUCCGGAUCAUGGUCUCCCGCUCUGAGGUUGACAUGCUGGAUAUCCGCCAAGAGUAUGUCAAAAACUACGGCAAAUCGCUGUACACACACAUUUCUGGAGACACAUCAGGAGACUAUAAGAAGCUCCUACUGAAGUUCUGUGGGGGCAGCGACUGAAAAGGAAACAGUGACCAGCCACCUUAUAGAAAUAUUUUCUACGAAUAUGUUUUCUGCCUUUACCUAUAUGCACUAUAUAUAAACUGCAAACCUGCAUGCCAUGCCAGUGCUCACAAUGCAAUGUUUACCUAUUUUUAAAAGCAUCAAUAUUGCUACGCAUUGUUCCUUUUCUGUAUAUUAUAUGCACAAAAGGUUUUAGAUUUUUUUCACUUGGGCUUUCUUUGCUGGAUAUUAAGGUUGAAUAUACAUGGUCAUACAAUCGAUUUGCAAGAGAUUACAUUUGAAGUUUAAGAGCUAUAUAUAUUUUUAAGAUAUUUUAUUUCAAUUGUGCCAAUAUGAUCAGCUAUCUAAUGAUAUCUGGCAUGUUUAUCAGUAAAUUUCCUAAUGUUCAGCCAUGCUGAAUUAAGUAUCAGACAUAGAAUACGUAGCAGCUAAAUACCAAAGUUGUGUGUUAUUUUUUUGCAAUUGUAUAAUCUCUUCUAUAUUUUGUCUUCGUGUAACUACUUUUUCAUUAUAGUUAUGCUGUAUCUGCAGUAGAUGCUUUAAUUUGUAUAUCGUAUAUGUCGUACAAACGUUUGGCUGCUGUCUAAAACAUAUCGACAUAAGCAUAAAACAUAGAAUGCAAUCAUUUGAUAACAAACUUUGAUUUCCGACAACAGUUUUCUGAAGUGUUCCUGAGCCUGUGUCGUGAUAUUUUUUAUACAAUCCUGUUUAUCACUAAGGGGUAAACCUCGCUCCGUCCUUGCUUUCUGAACGCCUGAGCCCCUUUAAACUGGAUGCCCCUUUCGUACCAUCGUGAUUGUCAUGACUAUGCUCAAAAAACAUCUGUUCGGAACAUUCCACAACUUUCCCAGUUGUUUGUUGGUCCUGUCCCAACUCUUUAGAAAUGUGUUGCUGACGUCAAAUUCAGAAUAAGCAGAAAAAAUCAAUAAAGUUGAUGAGGUCAAACAUUA
Chelmon rostratus (copperband butterflyfish) is the source of this 2838-nucleotide messenger RNA. RefSeq names its product annexin A11a (gene anxa11a). Gene Ontology annotation, cellular component: cytoplasm. The coding region runs from base 161 to 1885 and encodes 574 amino acids. Gene Ontology annotation, biological process: phagocytosis; cytokinetic process. The record is from RefSeq and is a predicted model, not a curated record. Gene Ontology annotation, molecular function: calcium-dependent phospholipid binding; calcium ion binding. The transcript has 15 exons. NCBI's taxonomy places the organism in Eukaryota, Metazoa, Chordata, Actinopteri, Chaetodontiformes, Chaetodontidae.